This is a messenger RNA of Archocentrus centrarchus (flier cichlid), 912 nucleotides long. RefSeq lists its product as uncharacterized. The record is from RefSeq and is a predicted model, not a curated record. Gene Ontology annotation, biological process: response to bacterium. NCBI's taxonomy places the organism in Eukaryota, Metazoa, Chordata, Actinopteri, Cichliformes, Cichlidae. The transcript has 5 exons. The coding region runs from base 1 to 912 and encodes 303 amino acids.
AUGGUGAACUUUAGGUUGAUGGCACUUUUACUCUGCACCUUCAGUUGGAUCUCGUCCUCAGUCACACAGUUUUACGCUGUGGAGGUUCAGCCUGGUGAAGAAGUCACACUGCAGUGCUCCAAUUUCAGCAACUUUCCUGGUCACAUAUACUGGUUCAAAAUGACCAACAGUCCCAACACCAGCCACAUCGCAGCUUUGUUCAGUGCUGAUGCGAAUGCGUCUUUCAAUGAUGGUUUUCAAGAUAGCAAAUUUAGCAUGACGUCCAACAUCUCUGUAGUGUUUCUCAAGAUCAAACAACUGGAUUCGUCUGACUCUGGACUGCAUUUUUGUGGAGAGUACAACAAUGGAAAGCCAGUAAUUUCAACUGGAACAUAUUUAAAAGUUCAAGAAAACCCUGAUAGAAAACUAAUCCUGCGUGUGCUUCUGGGUGUUGGGGCUGUUGUCCUCAUCGCUGUUGUCACUGCUAUGACUGUAAAAAUCUGCAGACUUCAAACAGGAGGCAAUCAGGAACAGAAUCCACAUUGCAGUGAGUCUCUCCGAGAUGACUCUGGUCAGUACCUUACUGGCGACAGAAAGCAGCAUAAUUCCCCUCCAGCUGCAACACUGGGACAAGAGUUUCCAGUCCACUGGAUUUGUUCCUUCUCCCAAAUCGUCUUGAACAGGGGCUGCAGCAUCUCCACUGUUGCAGCCGGAUCUGCUUUAAGUGCUUCAGCUGGAAUGCCAUCUGGGCCUGUUGCUUUUCCGUUCUUCCAGCACUUGAUGGCCUUGAUGAUGUCCACCUUUGUUGGUAACCUGGUGUUUACUCUCAGCUGCCCAGAAGCUGGGGGCAUAUCAGGUGUUGAUAGUGGUGGCAGUUUAGGAUCUCCUCAAAGGGCUCCGCCCAGCGUGCUCUCUGUUCUGGCCCAUAUGUGA